This is a messenger RNA of Brassica oleracea var. oleracea, 1532 nucleotides long. RefSeq lists its product as uncharacterized. The record is from RefSeq and is a predicted model, not a curated record. Bases 144 to 527 code for a protein of 127 amino acids. The transcript is spliced from 2 exons. NCBI's taxonomy places the organism in Eukaryota, Viridiplantae, Streptophyta, Magnoliopsida, Brassicales, Brassicaceae.
UAAAAUCAUGAUAUAAAUUGACAAUAUUUUUUGUUUUUUUUAAAAGAUACUAAAUAUUAAAUAACUAAUUCCCGGUGCUCAACAAGCAGCAUCAUUUGCUCCAACACAAGCGCUUCUUCAAUCCAAGACUUACCUACACGACAAUGGAGAAAGUCCCGGUGCUGAUUUGCCGUUGUCUAACCCGAAGGUUCUCUCAGGAAGCGACGAAGGAAGGGCUGGCAAGACUCUCUCUGGUGCAGUCCGAGGAAGACCGCGUUGAAACCAAUCACCUACAGGAAAGAGAAGAAGAUCUACCUGUGCUGAUUUGUCGUUGUCUAACCCGAAGGUUCUCUCAGGACGCGACGACAGAAGGGCUGGCAAUACCCGCUCCGGUGCAGUCCGAGGAAGACCAAAGACCACACAGGUUGCAUCCUUCAGGACAAAUAGAUGCUCACACUCACAUUAAGCACAUGAGAGGUCCUGAUCAAGCGCAUGCAGUACUGACGCUCCCUGAAACCGGCCACGCGAUACAAGGGCCUCUUGAAUGAUAGCGCUUUCAACAAAAUGUCAAGGAGAUGCUUCCAGGAGCUUGACAGAGGAGUUGAAAAACUGGAAAAGUCGAGUGACUCCUCAAAACAUACGAUCUCCACGGCGAGCAAAAGCCCCAAAGUCAUGACCUAGGGGGUAACAUGUCGGGUCUGUCCAAAGACCCUAAGUUACCACACACCAGAAUCACAAAGGAGAGCCAAAGACUCGCCACCGGAGGAGAACCGUGGUUGCCGAUGCUUGCAGCUAGGAAGAGAGGUUCUAGGUGACAAGCCUCCACGACACCUUUCUCUAAACUGAGAUGAGAAGCUGGAAAGUCCCAAACCGCAGAUCUGUUGCAGAGUCGAUAAGAAGACUACUAGAGAGAGGGAGGCAGCGACGCUACCACUCGCCCGAGAACCCUUGGGAAUCAGAACUGAUCUCUGUUAGUCCGCAAAGAAUCGAGAGCUAGGGACCCCCAAGACGACGACGAUGAUCAGUGCCGUCCCAAAAUUUGAUGUGGCCUAAAGCACAAUAAAAAUUAUGUGGCCUUUGGAAAAUAGUAAUGCAAACAACACAAAAGUGCUUAAAAUCAUUGAAUAUGGCCGAAUCUGUAAUAAAAAUGUGACCCUAAAAUUUGUUAUAUAUCUUGUGGCCUAAAGCAUGUGCUUUACUUGCCUUAUAGCAAGUACGGGCCUGACGAUGAUGAAACUCUUCGCCUAAGCUCCGGAGAAACCUCACACACUCAAGGCUUCAGCUAGAUUAUCUGUUAAACUAACGGAAAUCCAGAGGCUUGAGCAAGGAAGAGAAGAAGAAUCGAGUUCAACCGAGGUUGAUGCAGUGAAAUUAACGGAAAGAAGAAGAGACGGUAGGUGACCGGCGGCGAGAGCCACCAGCCACCACCGACGCGGUUUCGAUGUUAAAAGCCGAGAGAGAGAUAAGAGAGGUGUUUGUUUGUUUGCGGCUAUGCGUCGCACAAACAACAUUUGCUGGUACCAAACGCUACCACUAGAGAAUCACUCUCUCAA